This is a messenger RNA of Conger conger (European conger), 4641 nucleotides long. RefSeq names its product solute carrier family 4 member 11 (gene slc4a11). Bases 133 to 2688 code for a protein of 851 amino acids. Gene Ontology annotation, cellular component: plasma membrane; basolateral plasma membrane. Gene Ontology annotation, biological process: transmembrane transport; monoatomic anion transport; monoatomic ion homeostasis. Gene Ontology annotation, molecular function: solute:inorganic anion antiporter activity. Lineage: Eukaryota; Metazoa; Chordata; Actinopteri; Anguilliformes; Congridae. The transcript has 20 exons. The record is from RefSeq and is a predicted model, not a curated record.
CUCACCACCGUACGAGGGAUCAGAGACAGCGGUAAGCGCGCACUAUUCGCCCAGGCUCGGAUAAGGAGGGGGACGAUGAUGAUGGGUUGACCGCGAGAGGAAGAGCGCACACCUGAAACAGACACCUGAAGCAUGGAGCCCAACAAAGUUCUCCAUUUCGUGCCGUCGGAGGCGCCGCAUACUGGGAUGUCCAAGAAUGGAUACUUCUUCCAGGAGAUGGAGCUGCGGGAAGAGGAGCAGGAUGACGGCUGUGAGGGGCGGGAGGAAGGGCAGGACUCACCAAUCGCCUGCGCCGACGACAUCCAUCUCUACGGGAACCAGAUACACCCCGCCUCAGAUUCAGACGACUCAGGAUGUGUGUUGCUGAACACUUCGAGAAAAUACGUGAAGCUGAUGAACUUCGAGGAGGAAGUGCGUGCUCACCGGGACCUAGACGGCUUCCUGGCGCGCGCCAGCAUCCUAUUGGACGAGACGGCGGCGUCGCUGGACGAUGUGCUGAAGAGGAUGCUGCGUCACGUGGGGCAGGACCGGCACACGGCCGAGCCCAGCUGCAACUUUGAGGAGCUCAUGAGCAUGCUGUUCACCGACGCCGGGACCCAGGAGGUCACUGUGCACCUGCUCUCCGAGACCAUCCAGGGGGUCACCGCCACGGCAACGGGAGUUCACUACCAGCAGUCGUGGCUCGCUAUCCUCUGCAAUGUGAAGAGUCUGCAGAGGCGGCACGUCUGCAUCUCCCGGCUGGAGCGGCCGCAGAACUGGGGGGAGAACUGCUGUGAAGUGCGCUACGUCAUCCUGGUCCUGGCCCCCCACAAAAUGAAAAGCACAAAGACAGCGAUGGAGCUGGGUCGGACCUUCGCCACCAUGUUCUCUGACAUCUCCUUCCGCCAGAAGCUCCUGGAGACCAAGACGCAGGAGGAGUUCAAGGAGGCUCUGGUGAUGCAGAGGCACCAGUUAACGGCAGCCAAUCAGAAGCCCACCGCUGUGGAGGAGGAGACAGACCCUCACAGCCACAAGCCGCUCGUGUGUAAGGACUUCCUGAAGGCAGGCCGGGGGAUAUAUGAGGACUUGUGCCGUCGGCUGCCGCUCUACCCCUCGGACUUCACAGAUGGUAUCGUCGGGAGCAACAAGACCCUGCUGAAGUACUUCACCACCGCCAUUUUCCUCUACAUCGCCAUCCUGCUCCCCGCCAUCGCCUUCGGUUCUCUGAAUGACGAAAGCACGCGCGGCGAGAUCGACGUGCAGAAGACCAUCAUCGGGCAGUGCAUCGGAGGGGUGAUCUACUCCCUGCUUGCUGGGUCUCCUCUCGUCAUCCCCCUCACCACCGCCCCCCUCGCCAUCUUCAUCAGCGUGAUCCGAGGCAUAUGUGAUGACUACGACCUUGACUUUGCGGCCUUCUACGCCUGCAUCGGCCUGUGGAACAGCCUCUUCCUCAUCCUUGGCGGAGUCUUCAACGUCAGCCUCCUCAUGAAGCUCUUCAAACGGUCUACAGAGGAGGUAAUCGCCCUGUUCAUCUCCAUUGCCUUCGUGGGAGACGCUGUGAAGGGAACCGUAAAGAUUUUCCAUAAGUGUUACCACAACCCAGUCCUGGGGAACCUGAGCGUAGGAGGGGUGCACCGCCUGCAGGGGGCGCUGAUGCAAGACGGUCUGACCAACACCACGGGGGGCGCGGCCAACUCCACGGGGGGCGGAGUCCUGCCCCCGUUUGCGGAGGUCAUCGUGCAGUGCACCCGCGACCGGCCCGUGCUCUGCCUGCUGCUCACGCUGGGCACCCUGUGGCUCGGCUACACGCUGUACCAGUUCAAACGGAGUCCCUUCCUCCACGCCAAAGUCCGAGAGGUGCUGUCGGACUGCGCCCUGCCCAUAUCCGUCCUCAUGUUCUCCUUCGUGGGCUCCUACCUGUUCAGGGCCAUCUCGCUUCCCGUGUUCAACUUCCACAACGGGCCCAUGUUCAACGUGGCACCCUUCGAGAAGCUGUCGGGCCUGAACAUCCUGAGCGCCAUGGGCCUGGGCUUCCUCCUGGCCCUGCUCAUCUUCAUCGACCAGAACAUUGUGGUGUCGCUGACCAACGCCCCCGAGAACAGGUUACUGAAAGGCACAGCGUAUCACUGGGACCUGAUGCUCUCGGGGUUUAUAAACAUCCUGAUGUCGGUGCUGGGGUUGCCAUGGAUGCACGCGGCGUUCCCCCACUCCACGCUGCACGUGCGCCAGCUGGCCUAUGUGGAGCAGAGGGUGGAGGGCGGCCAUCUUUACGAGACUAUUGUGAGUGUGAAGGAGACGCGGCUCACCUCUCUGGCGGCGAACAUCUUCAUCGGGGUGUCGGUGUUCCUGCUGCCCGUGCCGCUGCAGUGGAUCCCCAAGCCCGUGCUGUACGGCCUGUUCCUCUACAUCGCCCUCACCUCCAUCGACGGCAACCAGAUGUGUGACCGCAUGGCGCUGCUGCUCAAAGAGCAGACCUCCUACCCUCCCACCCACUAUAUCCGGAAGGUUCCUCAGAGGAAGAUCCACUACUUCACUGCUCUGCAGAUGCUGCAGCUGCUGGUCCUGUGUGCGUUUGGCAUGUAUCCGCUGCCCUACAUGAAGAUGAUCUUCCCCCUGCUCAUGAUCCUGCUCAUACCCAUCAGGAACAACAUCCUGCCCAAAAUUAUCGAGGCCAAAUACCUGGACAUCAUCGACUCCCAGCACAUGUGAAAAGCACAGGCCCCCUUUUCACCAACGCCAGCCAGGAAGCAAAGUGUCUCUCCCCAAACCGCACAGCCCUGAGGAAGUGUACUGUAGGUCACCAGCAUGAAGCUGUUUCUGGAACCCAGCAGAUUUCCUGGCUGUUGCAUCUUCCCCUGUCUGUCUGUCUGUCUUUCCCUCACUCUGUGUCUGGUCGUUUCAAAUUAUUUGUCAGGUUGCUCAGGCAGAUUUUAAAGAUUGUUUAAAAGGGUUGUUGUGAACUCCCGUGUGUGUGCCCCCACCCCCCCUUACACACACACUCAUAUCUGUGUGCACAUACAGACCUACACAUUUACCCAUACAUGUGCACACACACAAACACACUUUCAUGCAGAGCAAAAAAUAAAUAAAAAUAGUCACAAAUACAUAUGGAUGGACACAGGUCUGUUUAUGUGCAUCUUUACCCAGAAUUCCUGCAUUUCUAAAUAUUUAAUGACAUCAUCGGGAGAACGUUACAGGCGAGGCUUCCAGCUGUACUUCUCAACAAUAUGCCAAAGCAAUACCUUCACAAACAAAAUUUUAAAUAAAUAUGAUAAGAAAUGUAUGUAUUUUUGGAAUGUAUCCUCUUUAAUUCGGUUAUUGAUUCAGAUGUGACGGGAGCAGAUUCCCUCUUUUCUCGUGGUUUUGAAGGAAGGAGACACACAGUCUCUCCGAGUCAGAGAUGUGCCUGAGAAUCGUGACCCCGAUGAGCAGGACUGGCAUCCUUACGAGUGAUGAGGGAGAAAGAGGCAUCUCUGGUCUUACAGAGUGGCUAAAGACGGGCCCAGCACACACCUUUGCUUUAGAAAGAGUUUUCACGAGCGCCAUUUAAGCUAUCUUUCUGGCAGUUUUUCUCAGAUGAGUCCGGGCAUUGCUUCAUUUUAAAAUGUAAAAUGUAAUUAUUUUUACAGCUUUAUAAUUCUUCUGCUGAAGAAGUAUUUUUUUUUAUUUAGUCGCAAACCCACACCAAUCCUCCCAAUAGACUCAAACAGAACCAACUACAGCAAUAGAGCCACAGUCACCGUUACCGCACACUCUGGCGACGAUUUCACAGCCAGGGUUUCUAACCGCCAAUAGUUCCUCGUGGAGUUUUUGGGAUGGCCAAAAAUGUGCUGCUCCACCCCACCAGGUAUGCGACAGAACCUGAGAUGAAGGUGAUGGCUUUUAGCCGCAUGAUGACGUAGCCGUAUGGUGUAGUAUGAGGGACAUUUUCGUCGCGUUUAUAGUUCCAUUUGCUGGCUGAUGCUGUUUUCUCUCACUGUUCUUGUUUCUUGUACCUUUUUAAAAUUACGUGAGAUGAUGUUUGGUGUCCUGCGUAUUUACAACAAGAGACGGGAAAUGUGAACACUGUUAGCGUUAGCGGGGUCUAUGACGUAUAUGUCAGAAACCCCUGACGAGAUUGUGAUAUAUUUAAAAAUAAUUAUAAUACAUAUUGUUUGCAAAUCUGCACAUUUCUUAAACAUUAGAGUGGUUCACGAAAACGCAUCUUGGUAAAUCUUAACUUUUCUGCAGAAGCAAGAUACUCGCUAAAGACUGAGAGUACUGUUGUUGUUUUGUUUUUUUUGUUUUGUUUUGGGUUUUUUUUGUAUUUUGUCUGUAGCAGGUAAAAUUGCUGUGAGAUUUUAUUCUUUCCAGUUACUCAGAAAUUAAAUUUCUACCUUGUUCUGUGAUUUUGGAUAUUCAUUAGUUUCUGAAUUUAUAACGUUCUCUGUUGUACUUUGUUAUAGUGAGCUGAAACUGUACCCCACACUCACAACCAGCUGGGAUUAAGAAAAUGAAAAUCAGUUUCUGAAUGUCUACAAUAAUUUUGUCACAAAAUAAGCUAAAUUUGUGAGCUGUAAUAUGUUUUAAAAUCAAAAGGAAUAUGUGAGCUCAAGAUAUAUAUUGUACACUGAAAACGAUCAUUUCAAGCUGUUUACCAAAUAAAAAAGUAACUGAGCUGUA